Cyphomyrmex costatus is the source of this 1752-nucleotide messenger RNA. RefSeq lists its product as uncharacterized. Lineage: Eukaryota; Metazoa; Arthropoda; Insecta; Hymenoptera; Formicidae. Bases 1 to 1752 code for a protein of 583 amino acids. The transcript has 4 exons. Gene Ontology annotation, cellular component: nucleus. The record is from RefSeq and is a predicted model, not a curated record. Gene Ontology annotation, molecular function: DNA binding.
AUGAAUAGUUUGCAAUUACGGGUUGCUUUACAAAACAUACCCUGCGAUACUAUAGGCGUUUAUGCUGCGAACGACCUACGUUUUGAAGUAAACCUGCUGCUAUUAUCGCUAAUACUGACGACCAUACAAUACGACCUGGAACACAUUGGGUCGCUAUUCAAUAUGCCUCGUUAUAAGUAUGGUUCGAAAAAGAAACCAGCGAUUGAUGUCGAUGCCAUGGUGGCUGCCAUGAAAGAGGUGAUGAAUGACAAAAAAUUGCAAUGCUCCGUUGCCAAAGCGUACAACAUCAAUGACACCAAACUGCAUCGCUACAUUUCCGACCUGAAAAGUAAAAACAUAGAUCCCGCAACCGCCACGAAUGAACAAUUGACCGAUUUUGUAACCACAAAAUGUAACGUGACUGGUGGAAGAACGGUUUUCAGCGUGGACCAAGAGAAAGAGCUGAUGAAAUACCUCCUUCAUUCCACCGCCAUGUAUUAUGGAUUGACCAUCUGUGAGUUGGUAACAAUGGCCUACGAGUUCGCAAAGAAGUCGGGCGUUCGAUAUCCUCCAGAAUGGGAUGUUCAUUGCAAAGCAUCGAAGGACUGGUAUUAUGCAUUUAUGCAUCGCCAUCUGAAUCUUUCUCUCCGAACGCCGGAGCAGACCAGUGCCAACCGUGCUAAGGCCUUCUGCGCCGAAAAUGUCAAUGCUUUUUUCACCAAUCUUCAUGUCGCCAUGUUCCAAAGUGGGAUAAGGUACGAUCCAGAUCGCAUCUGGAACAUGGAUGAGACGGGAUGCCCCACAGUACCAACUAAAACAGUUAAAGUAAUCGCAGAGAAGGUGAAAAAAAGAGUGGGUCAAAAAACUUCCGCAGAGAGAGGCACAAAUGUUACAUUGGCGCUUGCUGUGAAUGUGGCAGGACAAUCCAUUCACCCUUUUUUUAUUUUUCCGAAGAAAAAUAUGCAAAGUUCAUGGAUGGUCAAAGCUUCUCCAGGUACUGUCGGUGUGGCAAACGAAUCGGGAUGGAUGGAUUCAAAGACAUUCGUCAAGUACCUGGGUCAUUUUAUUAAGCACGCCCACGCUUCCAAAAGUUCACCGACCUUGUUGCUCCUGGACAGCCACACAUCGCACCUAAGUAUUGAGGUCAUUGAUAUGGCGAUCGAUGCGGGCAUAACUAUGCUGUCAUUCCCUCCCCACUGCACGCAUCGAAUGCAGCCACUCGAUGUAACCAUAUUUGGCCCGUUCAAAACGAUGUUUUCUCGGCAGUGUCAAAAUUGGAUGAAAUCGCACUCUUCAUUGCAGUUUUAUCAUAUUGUCACCAUUGCUGAACAAUGUCUCGAUGCAUGUGCGACGCGAAAGAAUAUAAAGAAUGGAUUUCAAGUCACGGGAAUUUGUGAGUAUAAUCCCGAUGUUUUCACUGCUGAAGAUUUUGUUGCUGCCGAACUGAGCGGCGAAAAUGAGACCAUUGAGAAUGAGGGCGAUAAUCAACGCGUUUUAAUGGUUAGUGGGGAUGUGAUUGAAACGGUUGCGCAUGAAGAAGUGACAACAUCUGCUUCUGAAAUAGCCAGCACAUCAGGUGCAUCAUCGAUGCCAAGCACAUCUGGCGCAUCCAUUCGCCGUGCAUUGAAAGAACAACAGAGGACCGACCAGCCUAUGGAAGAGGAAAAUCUGGAGGAGGAGCAGAUCCGACCAAAAAGAAGUUAUAAGAGGCUGACUCCACUGGACGAGGAUGAGGAGGAGGAACCGGCCGACGACGCCCAAAUGCCCUCCUAA